AUGGAUGUUGCUCUGCGAAAUUUUAGGAGACUCGAGGAGAAGUUUUUGAUUGUGGAGAACUUUAUCCAAGAGCACAAGACAAAUCCUACGACGCGUGAGAUUGUUCUGCGUUGGCUAAUCGGUUUCUAUAAUAGCUUCAAAGUAGUCAAAGACAAAACUUUGCAUCUUGCAAUAACAUUUACGGACAGAUAUAUGCAGGAGAACAACGAAAUGAGAUAUACUCUGCUUCAAUUGGUGGCCCUAUCAACCUUGUGGAUUACCAAUAAACACUUUGGCUAUAUCGAUCUCAAAGUUGAAAAUCUCGUAUCCACUCAUAAUGGUGGACCCAUUUUGAACAAAGCGUUCACAAUAAUGCAAACAUCAGAUUUCGUUCUGGACCACCCAAAAUCACUUGACAAGAAUAAUGAUAUUGCAGGAGUUCCAAAAUGCCAUUUUCUUGGACAAUAUAUUCUGAAGCUGGCGCUGUUGAAACACAACAUGAGUCCAAUCAAACUUUCCCUGCAAGCGGUUGCUGUUCGUUGUCUAUCGACGAGAAUUCUGAAAGAGGUCGAGUGUCUGUCUGGAGUGUGGAUAACUAUUCUUGUUUCCCAUACUGGCUAUGGAAUACGUGACUUUCAAGAUGUGCUA
Leptinotarsa decemlineata (Colorado potato beetle) is the source of this 627-nucleotide messenger RNA. Its product is annotated as G2/mitotic-specific cyclin C13-1-like. The record is from RefSeq and is a predicted model, not a curated record. Lineage: Eukaryota; Metazoa; Arthropoda; Insecta; Coleoptera; Chrysomelidae.